CCGUCGCUAAAGAAAACCGAGCGUUCAUACAUAAACACCCUCUUUCAGCGGAUUAAAGGAGCCAGCAGGUGUGUUUGGAGGUGCCGAGCCCCGGCCAUGGACGAGCAUGCAGGGCCCGGCGUUUUCUUCAACAACAACAAUAACCCGGUGAUGCCGAGUGGCGGUAGCGGCGGCGGGCCUGGACGAGGAGCUGCGGCCGAGGGGAGCAGCGCUGAGCCAGCUACUUCUCACUACAGCAUCCCGGCUAUACUGCACUUCCUCCAGCACGAGUGGGCCCGCUUCGAGCUAGAAAGAGCGCAGUGGGAGCUGGAGAGAGCAGAGUUACAGGCACAGGUAGCAUUCCUGCAUGGAGAGAGGAAAGGCCAGGAGAACCUGAAGAGGGAUCUGGUGAGGAGAAUUAAGAUGCUGGAGUACGCUCUGAAGCAAGAGAGAGCAAAAUUCCACAAGUUAAAAUAUGGAACGGAGUUAAAUCAGGGUGACAUGAAGCCUCCAAGCUACGACUCUGAUGAAGGAAAUGAGAAGGACGCCACUGGCUCUCUAAACAAUCAGCUCUCAUGGAAGCAAGGCCGUCUGCUCCUCAGACAGUAUCUACAGGAAGUGGGCUACACAGACACUAUUCUGGAUGUGAAGUCUCAGAGAGUGAAGGCUCUGCUGGGAUUGAUGGGAGAUUCCAGUCGAUCUCAUCAGGAACCUCUAAUCAAUGGAACAGACACGGCACCUAAAGGAGCCAACACAGGGAAGGGGGAGUUGUCCGAGUCAAGUGCCGUGCUUGAGGCGUUUAAAUUCAUCGAGAGUGCUGCUGCUGAAUUCAGUGAUGAGGACGAUGAAGAAGAUAGUGAUGGCAAAGAAAGAACAAUCAUAGAUUCAAGAACGAUUGUGAGAAAGAAGCCUUCACCCUUUUCUCCCUCACAUGAUGAUGAUGUGAACGAUGACCUUGACACGGAGGACGCCCUCAAAGACUUUGAUUUCCUCUCCAGCACCGAGGCCAUGGACACGUCACCCGACUCUCGGAUUGUAGGAGACGGUACUGACUGGGAGAAGGACAAGCAGGCCUGGGACGUGGACCAGGGCCUGAUUACCAAACUCAAGGAACAAUACAGAAAGGAGCGCAAAGGCAAAAAGGGGGUGAAGAGACCAAACCGUUCUAAGCUGCAGGACAUGUUGGCUAAUCUUAGAGAGAACGAGGAACCGAGUCCUUUGCAGUCCUCCAUAACGCCACCAUCUCGACCCAACUCGAACCGAUUCAUUGAACAUGAGAGCAGCCACCCUGACGAAGUGGAGGCCAUCACCUUCCCUCCUUCCUCUGGGAAAUCCUUCAUCAUGGGAGCGGAUGACGCCAUGGACACGGGCGAGCUGGGACUGGGGGAACUAGCUGGACUGACUGUUGCCAAUGAGGCAGAGAGCCUUGGUUAUGAUAUCGGCAACAACAAGGACGCACUGCGGAAGACGUGGAAUCCCAAGUUUGCCCUGCGAAGUCAUUUUGACGCAAUUCGUGGUCUGGCGUUUCACCCCACUGAGUCGGUUCUAAUCACUGCUUCAGAAGAUCACACGCUAAAAAUGUGGAACCUGCAAAAAACCACCCCAGCCAAAAAGAAUGCCUCACUGGAUGUGGAACCCAUUUAUACCUUCAGGGCUCACAGGGGUGCAGUACUGUGUGUCGUCGUCAGUAACACAGGAGAGCAGUGUUACAGUGGUGGUGUGGAUGGCACCAUUCAGUGCUGGAACACACCCGGUGCCAACAUCGACCCCUACGACUCUUACCAGCCCUCUGUCCUGCGAGGGGCGCUGUGCGGGCACACCGAUUCAGUAUGGGGGUUGGUGCACAGUAGCGCUCACCAGCGUCUCUUGUCCUGUUCUGCUGAUGGCACAGUGCGGUUGUGGGAUGCCUCUACCACACAGCCGGCCAUCGCCAUUUUUAAUGAGAAUAAGGAGUUGGGCGUGCCCUCCUCAGUGGAUCUGGUGUGCAGUGAACCUGCCCACAUGGUCACCUCAUUCACCAAUGGGAGAAUAGGAUUGUUCAACAUGGAAACACAGCAGCUAAUGAUGAACCUGGAGUCAACUAGUGAACCUGGUGCAUCGUGUCAGAUUAAUAAAGUACUGAGUCACCCCACGCUACCUGUCACCAUCACGGCUCAGGAGGAUCGACACAUCAAGUUCUACGAUAACAACACAGGAAAACUGAUUCACUCCAUGGUGGCCCAUUUGGAUGCUGUUACGAGUCUUGCUGUGGAUCCGAAUGGACUGUAUUUAAUGUCUGGAAGUCACGACUGCUCGAUCCGGCUGUGGAACCUGGAGAGCAAGACAUGUAUCCAGGAGUUCACAGCCCACCGCAAGAAAUUUGACGAGUCCAUCCACGACGUGGCUUUUCACCCAUCCAAGUGCUACAUCGCCAGUGCUGGAGCCGACUCCCUCGCCAAGGUCUUUGUAUGAGCUCGGAAUAUCCCGCCUCCUGCAGCCUCGCCCACCGGCACAGACUGGCUAACGGCAGAGAGUCGGGAUCUGGCUGGGGACCAACGAGAGGGUGCUCGCCUGCCCAGCUCCCUCCUUUUAUUUCCUGUUUUAUUGAAUGGAUUAGCUGGGGUCUUUGCGGAUGAUCCAACUUGGGGAAGUAAUACAGGAGAAGGGCACUUCAGGGUGAUUCGGUUCCCAAUUACCUCUGAUAGGAUCCAGGCAGGCCUGGGUGCACCAAGCAACUACACAGACGCUUCCUCAAGCAGAAACCAUAGCCAACCGUAGUUCUGUUCCAGAGUCGCUGAGUAGAACAGGGGGAUUUAUUUAGACUCUGUGGGACUAGCAAAACUCCCAUAUUUUGUCUGUUUUUUUGUUUGUAUCACUCCUUAAACCCUCAUACAUCUCCUCAUGGAUAUCCUCUUGCUAGUUACUUGAUUCCUUGAUUGCAGACUUCUGGAUCCUUGGGAAGCUAUGGAUUAAAUUAGCUUAGGAUACAUCGUGGGCAGCUUUCUUUCCUAUUUGCUUCUAAGAUAGAUGCUCUGCCUACCUUUCGUAUUUUUUUCUGUUUUUAAACGUUCGACAAAAUGUGCCUUUGCUUCAAAAAGGUCUUGAAAUUGUUUUACCGAGCUUUUUUUCUUUCUUUUUCUUUUUUUUGUGGGCUUGGGAAACGGAUCAUAGACUUCAGAAUUAAGGCUGGGUAGGACCGUGUUGUCCAUUUUAACCAUAUAGUACGUUGGAUGUAUAAUUACAAAUCCGUAUUAAUAAACAAAUAUAUAUUAUUCAGUCUUAAACCUUAA
Trichomycterus rosablanca is the source of this 3248-nucleotide messenger RNA. RefSeq names its product striatin-like. The record is from RefSeq and is a predicted model, not a curated record. The transcript has 18 exons. Lineage: Eukaryota; Metazoa; Chordata; Actinopteri; Siluriformes; Trichomycteridae. Gene Ontology annotation, molecular function: protein phosphatase 2A binding; armadillo repeat domain binding; calmodulin binding. Bases 97 to 2430 code for a protein of 777 amino acids. Gene Ontology annotation, cellular component: dendrite.